AUGGUAUGCCACGCUGUCAAGAAGCAGCAAAAUUACACUAGUGUACAUGAGGCAGUGAAAGCCGGUGAUGUAGAACAACUUGCGUCAAUGAUAAAAAGCGGAGCUGGUAUUAACGAGGUGGAUUUAGUCCACAAGUUCACACCUUUGCACUGUGCUGCACACUCUGGAAGUCUGGAGUGUCUUCACUGGUUGCUCUGGCACGGAGCUGACAUAACCCAGGUAACUGUCAGAGGCUGGACUGCAGCACACCUUGCGGCUAUCCGAGGACAGGAUGCUUGCAUGCAGGCUUUGUUAAUAAAUGGAGCAAACCUAGAAGCUCGAGACGACCGCGGGUGCACUCCGUCACACUUAGCUGCAGCCCAUGGGCAGUCGUACACUUUACAAACCAUGCUGCAAAGUGGAGCGAAUGCAAAUGUUUCAGACAGGAACGACUGGAAGCCUGUUCAUUAUGCUGCUUUUCAUGGUCGCUUGGGGUGUUUGCAGCUUCUUGUUAGAUGGGGAGCAUGUAUAGAUGAUGUGGAUAACAAUGGAAACCUUCCAGCACAUCUGGCAGCAAUGGAAGGACACCUGCAUUGCUUUAAGUUCUUGGUCAGUAAAAUGGCCAGUGUCGUGCACACGCUGAAAGCCAGGAAUGACCAUGGAGAGACUCCAAGGGACUUGGCUGAGCGCUUCUAUAAGGAUAAUAUUCUGCAAUAUAUUAACGGUGUGGAAAAAGAGGGGGAGCAUUCAGAGACACAGGAAGUUUUAGCUUUCCCAGCCCAUAGCGCUGCUUUCAAAGGGGACUUGCUGGUACUUAGAAGAUUAGUGAAAAGUGGAGUAAUCAAUAUUAAUGAGCGGGAUGAUAAGGGAUCCACUCUCAUGCACAAAGCUGCCGCACAGGGGCACGUCCAUUGCUUACAGUGGUUGCUUGAAAUGGGAGCUGACUGUGACAUUACAGAUGAUGCUGGAGAGACUCCAAAGGAUGUAGCCAAGAGAUUUGCUCAACUGGCAGCUGUGGAACUUUUGGCACAAAGAACUGGAGACAGUAACUCCAGUGAUGAAGAACUAGAUGCAAACAAUGCACAAUUUUUUGAAAGACAUGGUGUGGAAGGGAGUACGGAUAGCAAAGAAGAUUUAAUCCUGGAUAAAGCAGAGAAAAGGAACGCACGCAUAAGGGCCUAUCGCAAGAUUCAAGAACUUCAGCAUCUUCUAGAAAUUGCCUACAGCAACUACAGACAACUGGGAGGAAUAACGGAGGAGGAGAAGAAGAUGAAAAAAGAACAAAGGGAGGUUGAGAAGGCUGUGCAGGAGCUGGAGGCUCAGCUGGAAUACGAGCGAGUCAGGCGGGAGAAGCUGGAGAGCCAGCUGGAUGACUACCGUGCUGAGAUAGGCCACCUGAGAGAGAGCCUGGAGAAAACCCACACCCUGCCUGCUCUCCCCCUGGAAGCUGGAACUAUCUCCAGUUCUGGCAAAGAGAAAAAGAAAGUAAAGAAGAAACCAGCCUGCAACUCUGGCGGAGUGUUUGUGAGACUGCGCUGAGGACUGAACCUCAGACGAGGGGCUGGCAGACUUGAGGAGGUAGAGUGGCAAUAUUCUACACAGUGUAAAGUGUUUGCAUAGCCCAGUUCCACAGAUGAGCUGUGGUUCACUGAAUUUCAUUGAACUAUUCUCCUAGUUCUCUGGCCUAGAAUAUACUUUUAAAUCACUGCAACAGCAUAAAAACAAAAACAACAGAAAACCCCACUGUUGGACUUCUCUUCCUGUCCAGGUAGUAGUUAACAGCUUUACAAGCCGUAGCAUUUGAGAGACAACUGCAGCAACGUCAUGGGACCUAGGGUUUGAGGAAAGUAUCCUCAUCUACUAGUCUUUGUACUACUACCUUAAAGAAAUAAAAGAAAAUAAAGCACCUUACCUCAGACAGAACCAGCAACAUGGACCUGAAGCAGUGUCUGGAACAAGUACUUGCUGAACUGCACAAACAGGUGCCAGACCCCUCACUUUCCACCUUCAAGCCAUUCCUAAAUAAGCCCUGAAGCUACUCCUUCCUGAGGUGCCAGAUGAACUGCAGCCGUGGGCCCCUGAGUCUAAACCAAGGCUGAGGAUGUCACUAGGUUACAGGGCAUGUUGUGGUUAGAAACAGCAAUCCUGACAUCCCUGCCUAAAAAACCAUUUCAUGGCUUUACAUAUAACAAA
Cygnus atratus (black swan) is the source of this 2172-nucleotide messenger RNA. It is a transcript of the gene ANKRD42, whose product is annotated as ankyrin repeat domain 42. Bases 1 to 1518 code for a protein of 505 amino acids. The transcript has 12 exons. The record is from RefSeq and is a predicted model, not a curated record. Gene Ontology annotation, molecular function: protein binding. NCBI's taxonomy places the organism in Eukaryota, Metazoa, Chordata, Aves, Anseriformes, Anatidae.